AUGUCACAUACUCUUGACCCCCAGAUAAUCCCGCGCCUCCCCAAUCCCGUCCCUUCAUCCUCUACAGCCAUUCGCUGGCAAGCAGUAGUCACCCGCGACCCGACCGCCUCAUUCGUCUACGGCGUGCUCACAACGAAAAUUUAUUGUCGCCCCUCAUGCGCCGCUCGACUGGCACGGCGCGCAAACGUCGAGUUCUACGAUACGCCAUCUCAGGCUCAACGCGCAGGGUUUCGAGCCUGUUUGCGCUGCAAGCCGGAAGAGACCCUCCAGGCGAUUGCCAACCCGCAGGCCGUUUUGGUGCAGAAGGCACGUCAUACGAUAGAGGCGGAUAUACGCUCUGGCAUAAAACCCACCCUGGCUAGGCUAGCUGGGGAAGCUGGCCUAACACCUAGUCAUUUCCAUAGGGUGUUCAAAAGGAUUGCAGGCGUUACGCCGGGGAAGUAUGCAGCUGCGGCAGCUAUAAGGGCGCGUGGAGUAACGCCUACGCCGUUGGUGGAGGGUACUCCUUCAAAUACUGAGAACAGGGACAUGGACAUGUUUCAACCCUGGGACGAGAUGUUGUGCGCUGGUCUGGAUGCUUGGUCUGUUGGUGAUUUGAGUUGGGGUUGUGGCUCCGGUACUCCCGAGGUUGGAUGUACUGUUGGCGCCGACGUUGAAAAGGCUCUGCUUUGGAACAAUUUUGAUGUUUUAAUAGCUGCUGAGGCUGAGUAUGCAUCCCGCCAGGAGAUCUCCGGGGCCUUGGGAUUAUCUGAUUGGGUGGACCCAACUACCCCGAACUCGAGGUCUGGUGAGGGGAUUGCUUCAUUUGCUGGUGUUUAA
Messenger RNA from Aspergillus mulundensis, 819 nucleotides. RefSeq names its product putative DNA repair and transcription factor Ada (gene mpt). NCBI's taxonomy places the organism in Eukaryota, Fungi, Ascomycota, Eurotiomycetes, Eurotiales, Aspergillaceae. Gene Ontology annotation, molecular function: zinc ion binding; methyltransferase activity; DNA-binding transcription factor activity. The coding region runs from base 1 to 819 and encodes 272 amino acids. Gene Ontology annotation, biological process: regulation of DNA-templated transcription; DNA repair. The record is from RefSeq and is a predicted model, not a curated record. The transcript has a single exon.